AUGGGUGGUUGGAAAUUGGAAGUUGGACGAUUUGUUGGACUUGUCAGUUUCCCAGUUUUUUGCUUUUGGUUAUUUAAUCAGCCAGAUAUUUUUAAACAAAAAUCUGAAUUUGAAAAAAGAUCUGAAUUGGUACUAUCAACAUUUAAGGAAUCGAUUAAAGAAGAACGUCGACAACUCGAAUAUGAGAAAUUUCUUCGAGAGCAAAUGGAAUUAGAAAAGAUUAAAAGAGAAAAAAAAUAA
Dracunculus medinensis (Guinea worm) is the source of this 240-nucleotide messenger RNA. Lineage: Eukaryota; Metazoa; Nematoda; Chromadorea; Rhabditida; Dracunculidae. The record is from the annotation of a GenBank genome assembly.